GCAUCCCGGUGUUCCUGCAUCCCGGUGUUCCUGCAUCCCGCUGUUCCCGCAUCCCGCUGUUCCCGCAUCCCAGUGAGCUGCAUCCCGGUGUUCCCUUCCCCGGUGCGCUGAAUCCCGGCGUUCCCGCAUCCCGGCGUUCCCGCAUCCCGGUGCGCUGAAUCCCGGUGUUCCCUCAUCCCAGUGUUCCCGCAUCCCGGCGUUCCCGCAUCCCGCCGUUCCCGCAUCCCGGUGCUCCCGGUGCCGGCGCUCAUUCCCCGCUCAGCUCGGCUCGCCCAAGGGCAUCGCGGCGCAGACGCGUCCCGGAGCAUCUCCCAGCCAGGGGCCGGUGACCUUGGCGAGCGCGGCGCUGCCACGGCGAGUCCCCGGUGGCUCGGUGCUCUCCAAGGCCCCUGGAGCUGAGGAUGGAUGUGAAGAGGGUGAAGGACUACCUGUACUGGCUGUACUACCAGUACCAGCUGGUGACCUGCAGCUAUGUGCUGGAGCCCUGGGAGCAGUCCAUGUUCCACACCAUCACAGUCACCGUGCUGGCCAUGGUGGUGUACACAGCCUACGUCUUCGUGCCCAUCCACGUCCGCCUGGCCUUGCAAUUCUUCUCCCAGAUUUUUGGCCCCCAGCCUGAGAGUGCAGUGCUGAACUGAGCUGGUGCCAGCAGGGCCCAGCAGCUCUGGCAGCUUUGUGAAAUCACCUCUGUGCUGAGGUUUGGCUCUUAGGAAAACCCUGCUUGCUUCACCUCCGAGAGCAGAGCGAGGCACUGAGCACAACCCCUCCUCCACAAACUCUGGGAAUGGGACACAGCCCUGCAGCUCCCACUUCCAGCACCUCAUCCAACCAUCACAGACUCUUCUGGUGGCUCAUACCCAGGUAAACAGUGAGGAUAUCCAGCAGGAUUGGAGUGCUCGUGGCUGGUGAUUGACUUCCAGGCUCUAACAGGAGGAUGAACUUCAAUCCAGCUUUUUUCACAUCUAAGUUCCUGCACCUGAGCUCACAUGGUCUAAAAUAUUUUCUGUUUGAAAAAAUUCUCCACCUCAUCUUGCAGCUCAGUGAGGAUGGCAGGAAGAAGCAGCCCUGCUCUGUCUCAGUGCCCUCCUGCCUUCUCGGAUGAAAAUCAAAUCUUUUCUUGCUGCUCCCACUCACCAAGGCAGCAAAGUGCAAAUCAACACCAGGGGAAGAGGAUCCAGAGAGGAAAUCAUAUUUUAAUAUCUGCAGGGAAGGCUUAAAGAGAUCUCCUUUACAAAGAAAUGUGAUUUAUUUCCAUUGCCUGUGGGGAGGUUUUGGAACAAUGGGAGGUUUGUUUGGUUUUCACUCUACACAAAUCAAACGUGGAUGCCAAACCAUAAAUUACAGCUGCACACUGCACGUCUCCACCAGCUGAUGCUCCUGGUGGUAGAAGUGAGAGGUGCAAAAUGUAAAUAGCUUUCAAAUGAUGUUUGCACAGUUCUAGAUUAAAAAAGAAAAAAAAACCAUCUUAACUUCUUGCAGUGGGCUCCUGCAUGCUUCAAAGCACAAGUUUGUUUGGAAACGAAGACAUGUGGUGAAGGUUGCCCAGAUCUGAACAUGUGUAUGCAGUUUUUCCAGCCCAAAAAAAAUAAAAUUUUAUU
This is a messenger RNA of Ficedula albicollis (Collared flycatcher), 1598 nucleotides long. RefSeq names its product serine palmitoyltransferase small subunit B (gene SPTSSB). Gene Ontology annotation, molecular function: serine C-palmitoyltransferase activity. Gene Ontology annotation, cellular component: serine palmitoyltransferase complex. Gene Ontology annotation, biological process: ceramide biosynthetic process; endoplasmic reticulum organization. Bases 402 to 638 code for a protein of 78 amino acids. The transcript is spliced from 2 exons. The record is from RefSeq and is a predicted model, not a curated record. NCBI's taxonomy places the organism in Eukaryota, Metazoa, Chordata, Aves, Passeriformes, Muscicapidae.